Molecule: messenger RNA, 836 nt
Organism: Stegodyphus dumicola
Lineage: Eukaryota; Metazoa; Arthropoda; Arachnida; Araneae; Eresidae
Biological process (GO): negative regulation of transcription by RNA polymerase II
Cellular component (GO): nucleoplasm; NuRD complex
Molecular function (GO): transcription coactivator activity; histone deacetylase binding; transcription corepressor activity
Source: RefSeq, a predicted model, not a curated record
UGUCGGAAAAUUAUCAGAAACGAAAAGGCCUCUUUUACAUUGCAUUGUAUGGAAACGGAAAGUCAGUACAGUGAUAAAAACUGUACCAAAGCCUCGCCCGUCUGUAUUGAUGCGUCAAGUUGUGGUGAAGCCGUAGGCAUGAGAGAUCUCUGAAAACGGUAGAAAUGAUGUUUUUGGUGAAGAUUGAGAAAAAUAAAUUGUGUGGGGCGUUAAAGUGCGAUGUAUAAAUUGUAUUUAACAAAUGAACAUCAGUUUUGAUGGAUAAAUGUAGUUCAGAUGCUGAGUUUGAUUCAUACUGGGACUAUGAGGCCAAAAAUAAAAAUAGAAAUAGAAUAAGAGUUGGUCGGCAGUAUCAAGCCACUGUGCCUCCACUUCUCAAGCCAGGUGAAAAAGAUGGCAGAAAAUGUGAGGAAUUAGAAACAUUGAAAUGGAAACCAGGCCAAUUAAGCGAGCAGGAAGUUGAGCAAUAUUUGUCUAUGGCUAAGGGUAUUGGAUUAUUUGCUAAAGCUGUUGAUAGCCCUAAAAUUCCUGAAAAGUCAGACAGUUCUUUACAGUCAGCCAUUAAAGGAUUGUCUGAAUUUGUUGCUUCCCACCACCCAUGCCAUCAUGAUGAUGGUUGCCAAGUUCCAAAACCAUCAUCGUCAGGUGAAACAGAUUCAAAAGUAAACGCAACCAACGACUGGUCUCCAUCAGAAGCUCAAUUAUUUGCUCAAGCUCUGGAAGCCUGCGGGAAAAAUUUUUGUGCAAUUAAAAAAGACUUUGUAAGUUGUGGCAUUAAAUUUCCGAAUUUAAUAAUUCCUUUAUUAGUUAUUAUAAUGUGAAAACGACAGUUGUAU